AAUGUAUCAAAUUACCGGCUAAAUUUAUCGUUUCUUAAACAGUGGUCGAAUAGGUCAUCAUAUUGUUGGGGAAAUGUGAAUAAUGAUUUUUGAAUGCUUUGUUGGGACCUGAGUGCCUCUUUUUCACAACCUAUACAAACGGAAUUUUACUUGGAAAAUGCACCAUUCAACCAUCAAAAGCCCAGUCCAAGCUUUGAAAUCGCAAAAUAGAAAAGGAAAAGAACACACCACCAAUCAAUGACUUUAAAGAAAAAGAUGCAAACCCAUUCCCAACAGAUCCCUUUUAUCCCUCCCGACGCAAUCAAACCCCCCUAAACCCUCGCUCAUUGUAUACAAUCAUUGACCAUAUUCAAAAUUCAAACCCACUGGAGUUCAGUAAGCUUAAGAAAGAGAGACAAGACAACGGAGGAGUGAGGGAAGAGCGGAAGAACCUGGAGAAAUGGCAACGCUUCAGAGAUUCAAGCUGCUGGCGACGCAGUGCGGCGUGGCUCCCAGCCCUACGCGGAGCCCAAGGACAAGCCCGGUGGUCCACUUCCGUCGCCGCAAGACCACCCUGCGGAUGCUCCUCAGCCGGACCUCCACCCGCCGCUCUCCAAGCCAGGGAGACCCACCGGCACCACAAGUAAUCCCGUCGAGUCGGUUGCCGGGGAAGCAGAAGGAGAAGAACUUGGGGGAGGCGCAGGGACGUUUCACUCUGAAGGACCUGUUCGUGUCGUCUUCGCCGCUCGAAGAGACAAAAGAAGUGACGACCGUUGGUUUAGUUGGGAGCGGAAGUUUAGUUGGCGGCGGGUUGAAUAAUUGGAAAGCGGGACCGGGGUCGCCAAGGCCGGCCUGGACCGGUUUUCGAUACAGGUCGUUGUUGAGAAAGGCUUGGCGUCCUGUGCUUGAUUCUAUUCCCGAGUCUGAGUAAUAAUAAUUUAUUAAUUUGGGGAAUAUUUUUAAUUUUGCCUACAAAUGAAAUGAGAAGUGAAGUGAAGUGAAGGAUGUCUCCAUUUCCAAUGGAAUUUCGUCCCCUGACCAUUAUUCACAGAAUUUUGUUAAUCCAUUUUUAUUGUGUUGGUUUGA
This is a messenger RNA of Carya illinoinensis, 1065 nucleotides long. RefSeq lists its product as uncharacterized. The record is from RefSeq and is a predicted model, not a curated record. The transcript has a single exon. Lineage: Eukaryota; Viridiplantae; Streptophyta; Magnoliopsida; Fagales; Juglandaceae. Bases 440 to 910 code for a protein of 156 amino acids.